GCGGUCCUUCGCGGCGCGAGACACCGGUUAUACGAUUUUGAAUAAUAUUUUGUGUCUUAUAGUUUGUCUAAAUCUUGUGAAGUGUAUGGACUGAGCAGUGCUAUUUUCGCCGACUCCGUAAAUAAGUGAUGCACUAAAAUGGGGCAGAAGGACGACGCGCGAAGCGGGCGAGGGUCCCCCGACCCCCCGCCACCACCCAUACAGCCUUGCAGCGGCUUCCUGGGAAACGGCAAGUCUGUGAUCCGGCCGAUCGCGUUCAAGCCGCUGGGCGGGCGGCUGUCCGCGGGCGGCGAGCGGUACGGCUCCACGCCCGCCCUAGCUACCCGCCCGCCCUCACUCAUGACGCUCUACGGUAGUUCCUCCGAUGUGCGCGAGAGUAGGUGGUGCGGGUCCCCGCAGCCGGCGUCGCUGUCCUCUCUACCUCCGGCACACCAUAGACACCGGUCCGCUAUUGUAACAAAAUCCAGCAGUGUUCUGGGAAACGAGGGGGUGGAGCCUGCACCGGCGCCCUCGCCAGCCGACUCCGGAGUCUCAGAGCUCGAGAGAGAUCACCAUGACUACAGCACAGCGGACCGUCUCCGCAGUGAUGUGCGCAUCCGCGCGCCGCGUCUGCUGUUACAGACGUACGGCGGGCGGCCGCCACAGGACGCGGAGUUGGCGCGGGUGCGCCGCGACCGCGCGCUGCUGCGCCAACGGCUGGAGGACGCGGAGUGGUCGCUGUGCCAGCGCGCCGGCGAGAUCUCGCUGCUCAAGACGCAGCUCAAAGACGCUCAGAACGAGCAAACCGCAAAAGGUCACGAAUACUUGACUCUGAAGGCUGACGUCCGUUCUCUCCGAGAGAACAUCGACAAGAAAGAGAAAGAGACAGCCAGACUUCGCAAUGAGACCGAAGAAAAGGACAAGACUAUAAAGAGACUGCAGGCCGAAGUGGACAGACUGACAAAUGACUUGAUGGAGAGCGUCUCGGACCUCUCCAAAGCUAAAGAAAGCAGUAAGAACGAAAUCGACAAACUGAAGACCGAAAUCAAAGAACUAAGACAGGAGUUAUCUGAAGUAUCCCUUAAUGGAUAUGCCGGUAUCGAAUGCGGAAGAACUCUGCGAGGGAUAUACGAUGCCUGCAAGAAUAAUGAGUACCAUUGGAAUCCAAGCGACAGUGCGCUAGAAGAUGCUGAAGUGCAAAGACUAAAUGGGGAAUUACCCGAUUCCUGCACCGAUCCUUGCCCAGCCAGCGCCAUGGUGGAACGACUGAAAUGCGAGAUCGAAAACAAGGAGACCCAGUUCAACAACGAAAGAAGAAAGUGGUCAGAGGAGAAAGACAAAGUCCUGAGAUACCAAAAGCAACUCCAGAUGAAUUACGUCCAGAUGUUCAAAAGAUCCCGUACCCUUGAGGCAGAACUAGAUGGGCUAAAACUAGAACUGGAGCUAUGCAAUAAGAGCAAGAAUAUGAACCACAACGGCAAACCGAUCGAACUAUAACCAAAAGUAGGGUAAUAUUUAUUUAUUGUACAUACGGCCAACUCACGGACAGCGGCUAAAUUAUUGUAAAAACUUAUUCUCGUUAUAAGCUAUAUUUUAUA
This is a messenger RNA of Aricia agestis (brown argus), 1577 nucleotides long. RefSeq names its product leucine zipper putative tumor suppressor 2 homolog. The transcript is spliced from 7 exons. NCBI's taxonomy places the organism in Eukaryota, Metazoa, Arthropoda, Insecta, Lepidoptera, Lycaenidae. Bases 139 to 1476 code for a protein of 445 amino acids. The record is from RefSeq and is a predicted model, not a curated record.